Rhizoctonia solani is the source of this 1188-nucleotide messenger RNA. Its product is annotated as Retrotransposon-derived protein PEG10. The transcript has a single exon. Gene Ontology annotation, molecular function: zinc ion binding; nucleic acid binding. Bases 1 to 1188 code for a protein of 395 amino acids. The record is from RefSeq and is a predicted model, not a curated record. NCBI's taxonomy places the organism in Eukaryota, Fungi, Basidiomycota, Agaricomycetes, Cantharellales, Ceratobasidiaceae.
AUGAAACUGGAGCCGACCACUGCCGCUCUCCUUGAGGCUAUCCUUGCCCUCACAAACCAAGUUGGGUCCUUGCAAGCCCAAAUUUCAUCUCAAGGCCAACAGCUUGCGGAGCUUAAAGCCAUAUGCAAGGAAUCUGCCAACCUCCUUGGCAACAAGGACCAAGGGAAACAAACCCAGCCUGGCCCAUCGACUGGGCCUACCACCCCUCCAACCCACACAGGAGGGGAAACCAACACUCCAGGUACGGUUAGGCCUGGACUCAAGGCCCCAUUUAGGCCAUCAAGAGGCACAGGGUUUGACUCUGAGGAAGAAGAGGAGCCAAGAAGAACCCCCAAGAAGGAGCCUAUGGGAACGCCUAAACGCUCCCUCAGCUCCCUCACCCCCUUUGAUUCCGGGUCCUCAGUAAAACGGCCCAAAAUGGAAUUACCCAAUCCCUACAAGGGGGACACUAGGGGAAGGAAGGCCACUCAAUGGCUUGAUUGGAUGAUGCUCUGGGUUGCCCUUCAUAGGGACCAAUUUGACAAAGAAGAGCAGAUGGUUGUGUGGAUACUAUACCACAUGACAGACAAGGCAGCCGAUUGGGCACUUCCCCUCAUAGGGGCAAUCAUCAAGGGCAAGGGUAACCCGCCAACCACCAUCCCGGCCUUAACGGCCAAAUUCAAAGAAGCCUUUGCAGAUCCAGACGCAAAGCGGGCGGCCGCCAGGAAAAUUGCUGCGCUUACUCAGACCACCACCACGUCUGAGUACGUCACCAAGUUCCGCAAUCUUAUGGCAGAACUUGACUGGAAUGAAGAGGCGUACAUUGCCCAAUUCACACGCAGCCUUCACUGGAAGGUUAAAGAACUCCUGUCCACCAAUGACAAUAUCCCCAACAAACUGGAGGCUAUAUUUGCCGCCUCCAUCAAGAUUGACAACACCUGUUGGGAGAACAAGGAGAACCGGCCAAAAAAGGCACCCACUAAGUCCCUGGUCACAGCGGCCUCCACCUCCACCACUACCACUCAACGGGUCCGCCUAUCGGAAGACCCUAAUUACGUUACCCCAGAGGAAAGGGACCGUCGCCGCGCGUCAGGCCUUUGUGUCAAGUGCAGUCAAAAAGGGCAUGGCAUCAAACAGUGCCCUAACGGCUGGAAAGCAACUAUCAAAGAGGUUGCCAAGAUAGCUGAGGAGGAAUUGGGAAAAGAAUAA